Molecule: messenger RNA, 3209 nt
Organism: Talaromyces stipitatus ATCC 10500
Lineage: Eukaryota; Fungi; Ascomycota; Eurotiomycetes; Eurotiales; Trichocomaceae
Exons: 2
Coding region: 1-2220 (739 amino acids)
Source: RefSeq, a predicted model, not a curated record
AUGGCUGACGAUAGCUCGCCGGAUUACAAGGGCCUCUUGCAGCGAGCAGAGGAGUUACUUCGGCAGGCGGAAGAUCGAGAACGACGGGAAGCAGAGUUACGCAGGCAGGAAGCAGAGCUACGCAGGCAGGCGGAAGAUCGAGAACAAUGGGAAGCAGAGCUACGCAAGCAAGCCGAAGACCGAGAACAACGGGAAGCAGAACUACGCAGGAAGGCAGAAACACAAACCCAACCAACAGCUUUUCGAGAGUUUGUCCAAGCUUGCCAUGAGUUGUUUUCCCAACAAAUAGAAGUUGGCACGCCAACUAAAUCGACAAAGGGACAUAUCCCGGCUCCAACUGGAAAGUACUGCCCAACGCGACUUCGCCUUUGGUCGGAAUGUCCAUCUCAGCAGCGAGAGAUCUACAAUGCUGUCUGUGAUUACCUACAACCAGCGGGAAGAGAACCUGCUCGAUUGUUUGCAUCCCUUGCCGAAUUACAUGGCAUUAGUCGGCGUUUCUCUCGCCGAGUGCUCAGAAGUGAAAAAGAUCUAGAGAGCUACGAACGAUUUGCCGUGGAAGACCAUGUCCAUGAUAUCAUAGCGGAACUGUGCAAAAUACCAGCUGCCCAAGAGAGAUUCCGGCUCGGCAAUGGGAUUACAUUUGACAACCACGUGAAUACUCUGAACGAGCCUGAAGAUGCUGAUGAAGAAGUGUUGGAUGCAUCGAGCUCACAACGUCCGAGGGCAGAUCAAUUCUGUGUUCAUCGAAUUGACGGUACCACCAAUAUCUUGCUCACCACUGUUGAGUAUAAACCGCCACACAAGCUAUCUGUCGAAAACCUCCGAAAGGGUCUCCGGCCGAUGGAGUUUUGGAAAGAAGUCGUGAAUCGGGACGACAUUCCUGUCGGGAAGAAUGAAAAACUAAUAUACAACGCCGAACAGCUAGCCGGCUCGGUGUUGGCUCAAGAAUAUCAUGUGAUGAUCCAGGAAGGACUUGAAUACUCCUAUAUAACUAAUGGCCUGGCCUUGGUUCUUCUCCGCGUUCCAUAUGACGAUCCCAGUACUCUCUAUUAUUACUCAUGCGAGCCGAACAUGGAGGUAAAUGUGGACGAUUCUGCUAGUUUCCAGCAGCCUGCAACAACAAUUGGCAGGGCCUGGCGUAAUGCCGCGAGAUCCCAGCUACAUAUAUGGAAGACGAGCUUCGACCAUACGCGCUCACAGAUUCCUGACGAAGAACUGCAGGAAGCCCCACCAAAUUCAGAGUAUCCGAGUUCGGAAGCCACUGGCUCCGAAUACUUACCAUCCUCCCCAUUGGAGUCAACUUCAGAGCAGGCCCGUCGAAUCUCUUCCCGAUCUCAAGGCACAUGCGUGGACCCCGAGAUUCCUCAGAGAGAACCGAUGGACUCGUCUGAUUCUGAUACGAGCCCGGCAACUCACGGCCGAAAGCGAGGCUUCAGUCAAAUCAUGCCCUCUCCGCCAAGCCAACGUUCAGCAACACGUCCAGCGGACUCGACUCCCCCCAGUGAUCAACGCCAACAACACACAUCCCGUUUCUGUACACAGCGAUGUCUGCUGGGUCUCCAACAAAAGGGCACACUGGACGGUUCCUGUCCGAAUGUUCAUCUCCAUCGACAUGGCCAGGAGGAAGACCGGCAUUGUAUUGACGCUAACGAACUAGUUCAACUGCUGAAGGACCAACUUGAUAAGGAUCUUGACCACAACUGUACACCUCUCGGAGUUUGUGGAUCGUACGGUGCUCCAUUCAAGAUUACAUGCGCUGCUUAUGGCUACACGCUGGUUGGAAAGGGAACCACCUCCCGACUCUGGAAGGAAGUCUCUCGUGAAGCAGAAGUAUACGAGGUUCUUCGGAAGGUACAGGGACUUGCAGUCCCGGUGUUCCUUGGAGCAAUUGAUCUGGAUGUGAUCUAUUUCCUCCAUGGAGCUGGAGAAAUCCGGCAUAUGCUCCUUAUGGCUUGGGGGGGGAAGAAUAUAGGGGUGGGCGAGAGGUUGACUGAGAUCUCAAGGUCGAGGACACUCAUCCGCAAACUCGGAGUAGUGCAUGGCGAUUUGCGACUUCAAAACAUGUUGUGGAAUGACGAACUGGGUCGGGUCAUGAUCAUAGACUUUCAUCGAUCUGAAAUCCGCCGGCAAUUGAUAGGAGAGCGCGUCCAUUCUUCAAAAAGGUCACGUGAUAUCCAUGAUGCAGGGCAUUCUAAACGCCGUCGUCUGCUUUACACAUGAAAAGUUGUAUUGGUGAUGACGGAAUCAAGUACCAACUAUGGUCAAUGAGGCAACUCAAUACCUGGACGGAUGGGAAUAGUUGGGCAUGUUGACGUUUAUCUUGAUCGCAAAGUUCUUUUUCUAUCCACAUCGACAUCUCGAUCACAACGUUGGUGUUCGUUCACGAAUCAGAUUACAGAAACGAUCCGCAUGCCGAGCACUAUAUUCAUAGACUCAUGGCUUAUCGGAGUUACGAAGCAUGAUCAAACUUUACAGGAUAGACAACGACGGGUCUGUCGGUACUUGAGUUGUGAGGAGGAACUCAGAACAAGAGUGUCUGAUCUGCCGAAAGAGGGUCAACGAUCGUCUAGUUUCUUCAUUUGGUACCGCGCAGAGCCGGAAUCAACAUUCCCGUAUAUCAUAUGUAUCAUUGUGGUUUACCAGCAACAUGCUCCAGCAUAUCCACUACCAUACACGUUACUUUGUAAACCAGAGCCUAUUUUUGUCAGAUAACCGGGAUAUCCGGCGAUGUAGAAGAUAGGCUAUUUGAUCAGGUCAACCAGUCACCUCAAGCUACCUACACUUCAGCAAAUAAGGAGUCAUCUUCUUAUCAGGGCUCAAUAUAGCCCUGAUAGUUUACGCCUCAUGAUAGCUCACAAAAGACCCCGCCAAAAGUGUCUAUAAAGGACCCGGCAUUGAACCUGAUGUAUUAGACAGGGACAGAGAGACAGAACCCAAUAUACACACAAUCUUGCUAGUCGCUUCUUUUCUUUGAUCCUAGUAAGACACUUUCAGGAUUGGCCUGGAAUGAGCCGGCUAAUCCGACAAUUUUGAGACAUACGGUACAUAUUAUCUCCGUAUCAACAUUGUUCCUUGACUAUUCUACAUUUAGUUAGUCUCUUCUUGGCACUGUUUCGGCAGAAGGCGACGAGAGAUGCAGUCGUUGUUGAGUCUGCAAUCCGAUGUAUUGAAAAUGAACACCCUAUUAGGGGCUUGGCUGGUUAGGUGGA